AAUCAUUCUCAUUCAAUGACCAGAAAAUAUUUAAAAAAGGUUCUUUUUUGGCUCUUGACUUCUUUCAGCUUCACCAUUUUGGUGUUAGGACACCCCUCCCUACUUUUUUCAUUCUGAGGUUGAUUUGGUUUCAGAAAAGGUUCUGUUGUAUCUGCAGAGCUGCUCCCGGGGUUCUAAGCAGCAGAACUCAGAACCCAGCUACUUUUCAACUGUUCCAGCCAUAAAACCUGAGCAGCUGGAACCUUGAGAAGGUUUCAUGGAGGGACCAACUCUGGACCAGCAGAACCUCCUCUGGAACAAAGGUUCUGCUGGAGGAAGGUUCUGGAGGCAGACUGGGUUCUUACUGCAGAAAGAAAAGGAACAUUUCUCAACGUUUUUAUGCAUAACUGAUGACGUAUUUCCGCUGCAGGCUGACCUUCUUGUCCCGGGCUCGGUUCGACCCGCACAUGUCCGGAACUCAGCUGCUGUUUAGGUCCCAGCCUGUGACGUCACCGCCAGGCUUUUAUUUUGAAAGUCUUGGGGCCGACCAGCAGCCGGAAGCAGAAAAGAAGAUUCGACAGUCGAAGCUCCGAACUCACCUGGAGAACAGGUGCCUCCAGAACCCGGGCCCGUUUCCUGCACACAUGGCCUUGAUAUCCUUGGAAGACCUCGAGGGAUUGGAUGAGGAGAAUCUGGAUGAUGACAUCACUGACAACACUGAGCCAAUGGUUGAGGAGGAGAGGCUGCUGAGCCACUGGCAGGCGGUGGCCAGCACCCACCAGGUGUCGGUUCCUGCAGAAAUGACCGGCCCCAUCCAGGAAAUGACCCGGAACAGCCAGCAGAGGGAGGCCCUGCCUUUCAGCCUCAUCUCACGCCAAGAGAAGACAGGCGAGGUUCUGUAUGAGGAGCGGCUCUACCCAGCAGGCACCUGGGCCAGCGUGACGCGCGGGGAGGACCUGUACGAGCAGAGCAUCUCCAUGGCCUUCAUGAAGCUGAUGCGCUUCAUCUGCAAGGAGAACUCCGCCGGUAGAUACCUGGGCAUGACGGUCCCAGUCGUCAGCAGCAUCCAGGUGACAAAAGACGGCGAGACGUUUGAUAAGAACGUGGAGACGGCGUUCUUCCUUCCUGCUGAGUUCCAGAGCAGCGCGCCGCAUUCCUUGGACCCGGACAUCCGCAUCACCCACAGGGAGCCAAUCAGGGUGAUUGCCAGGACGUUCUAUGGGACGACCACGGAGCAGACUGUGAGCUGGCAGAUCCGUCUCCUGUGGGAGCUGCUGGACCUCGGCGACGCCGUCCACCGCGACCGCUACAUGGUGGCUGUGUACGACAACCCAGCAUCGCCCCGGCGCCGUAACGAGAUCUGGUUCAUCCGCAGAGACCUGUAGGCUCCGCCCACAGGGCGCCUCUUUAUUAGAAGGACCAAUCAGAUUUCCUGUGAGCAAACAUCUCCUGGCCCUCACAGGAAGUUCUGUGUGAUUGGUUGCUGCUGGACACAGGCUCAACUUCCUGUUCCUGACAAUCACUUCCUGCUUCGCUCCGACACAGU
Fundulus heteroclitus (mummichog) is the source of this 1525-nucleotide messenger RNA. It is a transcript of the gene soul4, whose product is annotated as heme-binding protein soul4. NCBI's taxonomy places the organism in Eukaryota, Metazoa, Chordata, Actinopteri, Cyprinodontiformes, Fundulidae. The transcript has 6 exons. Bases 390 to 1364 code for a protein of 324 amino acids. The record is from RefSeq and is a predicted model, not a curated record.